AUGAAAUCAAGUAAGACAAACAUUAAAAAUGCUUACACUCCAGUUCAGAGUGACCCAAACAGUGAUUAUGUCACACCUGGGGCGUUUGACCUCGAAAAGCUCUUCUGGACGGGCGCGGGAGCACAGUACACACAUGUUAAUGAAGUGUGGCCAAGGGUCCUCAUUGGAGAUGAGAAGGCAGCCCUGGAGCGCCACAACCUGGAGAAGAUGGGAGUGACGCACAUUCUAAACGCUGCGGAGGGAAAAUGGAACAGCGUUGCCACGGGGCCGGAUUAUUACCGGGACAUGAACAUUGUUUACUAUGGAGUAGAGGCAGAGGAUGUUCCUACCUUCAACCUCUCAGAGUUUUUCUACCCGACAGCUCAGUUUAUUGACCAAGCACUCAGCAAACCAGAGAACAAACUCUUGGUGCACUGUGUCAUGGGGCGAAGCCGAUCUGCGACUCUGUUUCUGGCUUAUUUAAUGAUUUAUGAGAAAAUGACUGUUGUUGAUGCCAUAGAACAUGUGAAGGCCCAGAGAUGCAUUCUUCCAAACAGAGGGUUUUUGAAACAGCUGAGGAGCCUGGACAUCCAGCUGCAGGAACAGCGGCUCACAGCCAGACCUGAAGAGAAGGCCCUCAGUGAACAAACACGGGAGUCCACAUAG
This is a messenger RNA of Chanos chanos (milkfish), 645 nucleotides long. Its product is annotated as dual specificity phosphatase DUPD1-like. Gene Ontology annotation, cellular component: cytoplasm. Gene Ontology annotation, biological process: protein dephosphorylation; negative regulation of MAPK cascade. The transcript has 3 exons. Gene Ontology annotation, molecular function: MAP kinase phosphatase activity; protein tyrosine/serine/threonine phosphatase activity. The record is from RefSeq and is a predicted model, not a curated record. Bases 1 to 645 code for a protein of 214 amino acids. Lineage: Eukaryota; Metazoa; Chordata; Actinopteri; Gonorynchiformes; Chanidae.